AUCUACCUGUCGCAGCCAUGAACUAUCCAUAUAGGAAUUCUUUCAUCACCUCCUCAAACUGAACAGUGCGCAUGUUCCUUUAGAGCUAUCCUUGACUCACUCCACCUUCUGUUCAGCCGAGAAGCCAGGAUUGCAUUUUGCAGUCGUGACAAUCAAAUACUGAGAACACUAAACGUCACCCAACCUGGAGAAAAAUGAGCUGCGUUCAAUUGACCUGACCAUGAAGUGGCUGGAGUGAUCUGAGUGUGGUGCGGUUUCCCACGGCGAUCGGACCUCAUCUGAAACCAGAACCAUGGUGAGCCGACUCAGGAGCUGCGCCCCGGUCAUCCGCUUCUGCCAGAAGCUGAACCGGGUCAAGACCUUAGAGGAUGACAUGAUGGAGACCUCGCUGAAGAGGUGCCUCACCACGGUGGACCUGACCCUGCUAGGCAUCGGGGGCAUGGUGGGCUCCGGCUUGUAUGUACUGACGGGAACUGUGGCAAAAGAAACAGCGGGGCCGGCUGUGGUCAUAUCCUUCCUGAUCGCCGGGCUGGCCUCCCUGCUUUCAGCCUUCUGCUACGCUGAGUUUGGAGCCCGGGUGCCAAAGACCGGCUCGGCCUACAUGUUCACCUACAUCUCCGUUGGGGAAAUUUGGGCCUUCUUGAUUGGCUGGAAUGUUAUUCUGCAGUGUAUGAUUGGAGGAGCGGCAGUGGCCCGGGCCUGGAGCGGUUAUCUAGACUCAAUUUGUAAUCACACCAUUAAAAAUUUCACAGAGACCCACAUUGUGAGCUGGCACGUGCCCUUUAUAGCCCAUUACCCCGAUCUCCUGGCAGCAGGGAUCCUUUUAGUAGUUACGGUCUUUGUCUCCUUUGGAGUCCGGGUCUCUUCCUGGCUCAACCACGUGUUCUCAGCCGUCAGCAUGGUUGUCAUCCUUUUCAUCCUCAUUUUUGGGUUCGUUUUGGCCAAACCAGUCAACUGGAGCAUGCAGGAAGGGGGCUUUGCUCCCUAUGGCAUGUCUGGGAUCCUGGCUGGCACUGCCACCUGUUUCUAUGCCUUCGUUGGCUUUGACGUGAUCGCGGCAUCCAGCGAGGAGACCAAGGACCCUCAGAAGGCUAUCCCCAUAGCAACCGCUGUCUCCCUCGGCAUUGCAACCGGGGCCUACAUCCUGGUCUCUACGGUGCUCACUCUAAUGGUGCCCUGGCACACCCUGGACCCUGAGUCUGCUCUGUCUGAUGCCUUCUACCGCCGGGGUUACAGCUGGGCAGGCUUCAUAGUGGCCAUCGGCUCCAUCUGUGCAAUGAACACAGUUCUCCUGAGUAGCCUCUUCUCGCUGCCCCGCAUUGUCUACGCCAUGGCUGAAGACGGCUUGUUCUUCCAGGUCUUUGCCCGGGUCCACCCGGUAACCAAGGUUCCGGUGAUCGCCAUCGUGGUAUUCGGGAUCCUUAUGGCCAUCCUGGCUCUCAUCUUUGACCUGGAGGCUUUGGUCCAGUUCCUCUCCAUCGGCACCCUGCUGGCCUACACCUUCGUGGCUGCCAGUGUCAUCGUCUUGAGGUUCCAGCCCAACAAACCCAACUCUUCCCCCUCUGCCACCCAACCCCCUGCACCCCAACCCAGCUCCCCAGCCCAGGACAGCGGGGAACUGAAGGAGUACGAGUCCUUCUCUGAAAAACUCCAGCUGGUGGAGAUGCAGAAGAAAGCCAAGGAGCGGAGGGAGCCAGGCCAGCUCAGGACUGUCUUUGACCCCUACCUGAAGUUCCUCAAUGCCUUUGAGCCUGGGGAGGUAGUGACCAUCUCUGUUGUGUCCAUGGUGGUCUGUGCUAUUUGCAUGUGUAUCAUCCUGGUGUUUGGGACAAACCAGCUGCAGCUGCCCCUCUGGAGUGUUUGUCUGCUGGCUGUCCUGUGUGGAACCGUGUAUCUCCUCAGUCUCUUCUUCAUUUGGGUCCACGAGCAGCAGCAUAUCAUCAAGACCUUUCAGGUGCCACUGGUGCCUCUAAUUCCAGGGCUGAGCAUCUUGAUGAAUGUAUUCCUCAUGCUGAAGCUGAGCGCAAUGACUUGGAUCCGCUUCUCAGUCUGGCUUCUAGUAGGUCUCCUGGUGUAUUUUGGCUACGGUAUCUGGCACAGCAAGGAGAACCUGCGUGAGCCCAAGCCCCACAGCGUCGCUGCCCACUAUGUGGUCCUGCCCAGCGGCAGCCUGGUAGAGACUGUCCAGACCGUGCAGCCGGACCCCCAGGAGGGCACGGGGCUGGGGAAGGGGUCCAAAGAGGAAAAAGCAACGAGAUGAUUGGGCUCCAGCACAGGCCUCCUUUCAAAUCCUUCCCAUUCUGCCUCUUACGUGCUGGGUUUGAUUUUUUCUUUCCCAUAAGGGUCACAACACUGAAACCAAGGUUAGCUGAAAGCACCAAAGGAAAGGACGUGUUGUAAUCAUGUUUAAAUAGUGACAUUGGUCUCCAUGCAGUGCAAUUCAGAAAACACUAGGUCUGUCUUUUGUGUUUAGCAUUCAGCUAAUAUACACCGCUAUACAACCCUAGACACCUAUCAACUGUAUGUGGUAGUUUCCUGUUUCAAAUGUAAAUGAUUUAUUUCCUUCCCUUUUUUCUGAGGUUUGCAGUCAUAGUGAUGGUGUGUUGCUCCACUUUCCUUCUUUUUACCCUUGCGCUUUCACUGAGCACAUUCACCUGCCUGCUCAUUGUGGUUGACUUCUUCAUUAGUACUGUGGAUAUUCAUUCACCUUUGAGCAGGUGGAGAGUGGACACACAACAGGUCACAGAAUCAAUAGAUGUUUUGGGGAACGAGAAGGACCGGAUUAGCACUAGUCUUGGACUAUCUUACCCAAGGUAACAUUAGUGCUCACCCAGGCACUCUGGGUUUCUCUGUAAAGCUCCUUGCCUAAAUUUGAUGGGGGGGGGAUGGGGGGGACAGGGGGACAGCUAUUUCACACAGUGACCUAUAUUUAGCACAGCACCUUUACUUCUGAUUAGCUGAGCUUUUGAAGUGGAUUGUACUGCUGACACCUGUAAUGUGUUGAUCGCAUUUAUUAUUAAUCUCUCUUCUUUAUCCAUUAAAGAAUAUGUUAUACAUAUAAACAUGACAAUGAGUGUUUAGUGCUAUAAGACAAUAGCAUUUCAUGUUCAAAAAUCUUUCUUUUCAUAUGUUUUUAAAAUAGUUUGUAUGCUUUUUUUAAUUAGCAUAUGUAGACCUGUAUAGUUUAGCUUAUACAUGAGCUCAUCAUGAGCUUUCUAUUACUGGUGUUCCUAUUUUUUGUCCAUAAAUACAAUCCCAAUUAUCAAUGACAAGUACAAGGCUUGGGAGCUUCUCGAUUAACAGCAGCAGGUUGAUUACCAAACUCCCUGGCCAAGACACAAAGUCAAAUGAGCCCCUUUUGGAAUUAAGCUGCAAUGUUUUACUGCAAACGUCCCCAGCUUAUACCUGUACCUACCUCCCUACACUUCAAUAACAUGUAACCAUUGUAACAGAUCACAACUUUAUGGAACAGAAUA
Molecule: messenger RNA, 3476 nt
Organism: Acipenser ruthenus (sterlet)
Lineage: Eukaryota; Metazoa; Chordata; Actinopteri; Acipenseriformes; Acipenseridae
Product: cationic amino acid transporter 4-like
Exons: 5
Coding region: 293-2260 (655 amino acids)
Biological process (GO): transmembrane transport; amino acid transport
Cellular component (GO): plasma membrane
Molecular function (GO): amino acid transmembrane transporter activity
Source: RefSeq, a predicted model, not a curated record